Molecule: messenger RNA, 1173 nt
Organism: Desarmillaria tabescens
Lineage: Eukaryota; Fungi; Basidiomycota; Agaricomycetes; Agaricales; Physalacriaceae
Product: actin family
Exons: 8
Coding region: 1-1173 (390 amino acids)
Biological process (GO): Arp2/3 complex-mediated actin nucleation
Cellular component (GO): Arp2/3 protein complex; actin cortical patch
Molecular function (GO): actin filament binding
Source: RefSeq, a predicted model, not a curated record
AUGGAUCCUGGGCCACCUCUCGUCGUCGACAACGGUACCGGUUUCGUCAAAGUCGGAUACGCAGGCUCCAACUUUCCCGAGCAUGUAUUUCCUUCUAUUGUUGGCCGUCCCAUUCUCCGAGCUGAAGAACGAGUUGGCAACGCGACCAUUAAAGAUAUCAUGAUUGGCGAUGAAGCAGCAGAGAACCGAAACUACCUUCAGAUAACGCAGCCGAUGGAGCACGGAAUCAUACGCAACUGGGAGGAUAUGAAACAUUUGUGGGACUACACCUUUGAUGAGAAGCUCAAAGUGGAUCCCAGGGGACGGAAAGUGCUGCUGACAGAGCCCCCGAUGAAUCCAAAGGUGAACAGGCAGAGGAUGUGCCAAGUUAUGUUCGAGGAAUACGGAUUUGAUGGAGUGUAUGUUGCCAUCCAGGCCGUGUUGACGUUGUAUGCGCAGGGAUUGACAACGGGUGUCGUCGUGGACUCUGGCGACGGCGUGACUCAUAUUGUUCCGGUAUACGAUGGAUUUGCGAUGCCCCAUCUCACACGGCGACUUGAUAUCGCAGGGCGCGACGUAACGAGAUAUCUGAUUAAGCUGUUGCUGAGACGGGGAUAUGCAUUGAAUCGAACAGCAGACUUUGAGACGGUGCGAGCGAUCAAGGAGAAACUCUGCUACGUCAGCUACGAUUUGGAGCUUGAUACACGUCUUUCAGAGGAGACCACAGUGCUAGUCGAAAGCUAUCAGCUCCCUGACGGACGGACAAUUAAAGUUGCAGAGGAGCGAUUCGAAGCUCCAGAAUGCAUGUUCCAACCACACCUGAUCGAUGUGGAACAGCCUGGCAUCGCGGAAACGCUCUUCCAAACCAUCCAGGCCGCUGCUGUUGAUGUCCGCUCUGAGCUUUAUAAGCACGUCGUUCUUUCUGGUGGAUCGAGUAUGUACCCAGGGCUUCCUAGCCGGCUGGAGAAAGAGAUGAAGCAGCUCUAUCUUGUCGAGGUGCUCAAGGGUGAUCCUUCGAGGUUAAAUAAAUUCAAAAUCAAGAUUGAGGAUCCUCCCCGGAGGAAGCACAUGGUCUUCCUUGGCGGUGCCGUCCUAGCAGAUAUUAUGAAAGGCCGAGAAGAGUUCUGGAUAACACGCGAAGAAUGGUUCGAGCAGGGUAUACGCUCCCUAGAUAAGCUCGGCAGAGGAGAUUAG